Molecule: messenger RNA, 540 nt
Organism: Bombina bombina (fire-bellied toad)
Lineage: Eukaryota; Metazoa; Chordata; Amphibia; Anura; Bombinatoridae
Gene: RPS15
Product: ribosomal protein S15
Exons: 4
Coding region: 67-504 (145 amino acids)
Biological process (GO): translation; ribosomal small subunit assembly
Cellular component (GO): ribosome; cytosolic small ribosomal subunit
Molecular function (GO): RNA binding; structural constituent of ribosome
Source: RefSeq, a predicted model, not a curated record
UCCAUCUCUCGCGAUAUCUUGUGACGCGUGGACGGGAUCUCUCUUUUCCGUAGAGCUUCUGACAAGAUGGCGGACGUUGAGCAGAAGAAGAAAAGGACCUUCAGGAAAUUCACCUACCGUGGGGUGGACUUGGACCAGUUGCUUGAUAUGUCAUAUGAGCAGAUCAUGCAGCUGUACUGUGCCCGUCAGCGUCGCCGUCUAAACAGAGGACUCCGCCGCAAGCAAAACUCUCUUCUUAAACGUCUGCGAAAGGCGAAAAAGGAAGCUCCUCCCAUGGAGAAACCAGAUGUUAUCAAGACUCAUUUAAGAGAUAUGAUCAUCCUUCCAGAGAUGGUGGGCAGCAUGGUAGGCGUUUACAAUGGUAAAGCCUUCAACCAGGUGGAAAUAAAGCCUGAAAUGAUUGGCCAUUACUUGGGUGAGUUUUCCAUCACUUACAAGCCUGUGAAACACGGUCGACCUGGUAUUGGUGCCACUCACUCUUCUCGGUUCAUUCCUCUGAAGUAAUAUGCUUGUGAUGUAAAUAAAGGAAUAUUUCCAGUA